Molecule: messenger RNA, 4495 nt
Organism: Poeciliopsis prolifica (blackstripe livebearer)
Lineage: Eukaryota; Metazoa; Chordata; Actinopteri; Cyprinodontiformes; Poeciliidae
Gene: uba7
Product: ubiquitin-like modifier activating enzyme 7
Exons: 24
Coding region: 173-3211 (1012 amino acids)
Biological process (GO): protein sumoylation
Cellular component (GO): cytoplasm; SUMO activating enzyme complex
Molecular function (GO): SUMO activating enzyme activity
Source: RefSeq, a predicted model, not a curated record
CGAAAGUGAAAUACCGGUAGUUUUAAACUCCGGUCAUUUGCUCUCAGGUCAGACCUUCAGACUUUGAUCUGUUCCUGGUUUGGGUUACCUGCUCGCCUUUAAUCCAGCUUUUCAUUCCCUUCCCUGUAAAGUCACGUUGUUUUGUUUCAGACGGGAAAACUGAGUGGUGAACAUGGCAGGAGCCGGUGAAAUCGAUGAGGGAUUCUACUCCCGACAGCUGUAUGUUCUGGGACAUGAGGCGAUGCGCCGGAUGGGCACAGCUGAGGUCCUCAUUGCAGGCAUGAAGGGGCUGGGAGUGGAAAUAGCCAAGAAUGUGAUCCUGUCUGGAGUGAAGUCUGUCACUGUUCAGGAUGAGGGUCAGGCGGAGUGGUCUGACCUGUCCUCACAGUUUUUUCUGCAUGAGUCUGAUCUUGGUCAGAACCGAGCCACAUCGUCCAUCCCACAGCUGACUGCGUUGAAUCCACAUGUGCGUGUGUCAGCACACGCCGGACCACUAAAUGAAGACCUUCUUCAAAAAUACCAGGUGGUAGUCCUCACUGACUCCUCGCUGGAUGAUCAGAAGCGUUUUGGGGAGUUCUGCCAUAAACAUGGAAUUAAGUUUAUAGUCGCAGACACAAAAGGGCUCUGUGGCCAGUUGUUCUGUGAUUUUGGAGAGCAGUUUGAGGUCUUGGAUCGGGAUGGAGAGAUGCCCACAUCACUGAUGAUUGACCGAAUCACUAAGGACAAUCCUGGAGUUGUCAUCUGUGCAGAUGACCAGAAACACGGACUUUUUGACGGCACUAAGGUUAUGUUCUCUGAGGUCCAAGGCAUGGCAGAACUCAACAGUAUGGCCCCUAUGGAGAUCAAAGUCUGCGGUCCGUAUUCCUUCAGCAUCUGUGACACUUCCAGCUUUUCCGAUUAUGAACGAGGUGGAGUGGUGACUGAAGUUAAACAGCCUCUCACGCUGAAUUUUAAACCACUGAGUGAGGCUCUUAACGACCAUCAGCUACUCAUUUUGAAUGACUACGGAAAAAUAUCCAGACAUAACACUUUGCACCUGGCCUUCCAAGCCCUCCACAGCUUUGUAAAGAGAGAGCAGCGGCUCCCUCUUCCUUGGUCACAGACAGAUGCAGAUUUGCUGCUUGACAUCGUGAACAAGUUGAAUUCAGUUGCAAAACUGGAAGAACUUGAUGAAGCUGCAGUGAGGAUCUUCUCGUACACCGCCCGGGGAGAUUUGGCUCCCAUGAACGCUUUCUUUGGAGGCCUGGCUGCUCAGGAAGUUAUCAAGGCAUCCAGUGGGAAAUUUACCCCUCUCCAACAGUGGAUUUAUUUUGAUGCCCUGGAAUGUCUUCCUGAAGCUGAAAGUCGUCUGCAAGAGAGCUCAUUUUCAUCAAAAGGCACAAGAUACGACGCGCAGAUCGUUGUCUUUGGAUCAGAGUUUCAGCAGAAGCUUCUGAAACAAAAGUAUUUCAUGGUUGGAGCUGGUGCUAUCGGCUGUGAACUGCUUAAAAACUUUGCUCUUAUUGGGCUCGGAGCUGGAGAAGAAGGCCGCAUCACUGUAACGGACAUGGACUACAUUGAAAGAUCCAACCUGAAUCGGCAGUUUUUGUUCAGAUCCAAGGAUAUUGGGAAACCCAAAUCUGAGGUUGCAGCCAAAGCGGUGGCAGAGAUGAACCCCCAGAUCAAAAUCACCGCUCACCAGAACCGACUGGACCCUGACAGCGAGGGCGUGUACGACUACAACUUCUUCAUGGGCCUGGAUGGAGUGGCUGCAGCCCUUGAUAACGUGGAAGCUAGGGUUUAUCUCGAUAAGCGCUGCGUCCUGCACCAGAAGCCGAUGCUGGAGGGGGGAACUUUAGGAAGCAAAGGUCACACUCUGGUGGUGGUGCCUCAUCUGACUGAAUCUUACGGACCGGGCAAGUCGAGCUCCGGAAAUGCCAUCCCGCUGUGCACUCUGAAGAACUUCCCACACCGAAUUGAGCACACACUACAAUGGGCCAGAGACCAGUUUGAAGGACUGUUUAAACAAACACCUGAAAAUGUGAAUCUCUUCUUGAGCGAUCCAAAUUUCAUAGAGCGGACUCUCACUCAUGGGGAUGCUGAGGCCCUGGAGAUCUUAGGAGGUGUAUGCGUCAGCCUUCAGGAGAUGGAGGCUGGAGGCCACCGUCCAAAAAACUGGGAGGACUGUGUGGCCUGGGCACGCUGCAAGUGGGAGACUCUGUACAACAACGAUAUCCGCCAGCUUCUGCACUGUUUCCCUCCGGAAGAGUUGACCUCUAAUGGUUUACCCUUUUGGUCUGGAUCCAAGAGAUGCCCUCAUCCACUGACAUUUGACCCUAACAACGCAACCCACAUGGAGUAUGUGGUGGCAGCAGCCAACCUAUAUGGGCAGAUUUAUGGGAUCCAAGGGACAAGAGACUGUGCUGCAAUCAAAAAUGCCUUAGAGAAAGUCUCAGUUCCACCAUUUAGUCCAAAGUCCUCUGUAAAAAUUCACCUCACUGACAAGGAAAUGGAGGAGGACAGAAAAAAAAAGGGUGAUGACGCUGACAAAGCCCAACUUGAGGAGCUGAAAGGAAAGUUGUCCUCAUUGAAGAGCGCAGGUCAGAUGUCCCCCAUUGACUUUGAGAAGGAUGAUGACAGUAACUUCCACAUGGACUACAUCGUUGCUGCAUCCAACCUGAGAGCGGAAAACUACGACAUUCCGGCAGCUGAUCGCCACCAGAGCAAACGCAUUGCUGGAAGGAUUAUUCCUGCCAUCGCCACAACGACAGCAGCAGUGGCAGGCCUGAUGUGCCUGGAGCUGUUCAAACUGAUUCAGGGUCACAAGAAGAUCGACUCCUACCGCACAGCUUACCUCAACCUGGCUGUGCAGUACUUUGUCCUGUCCCAGCCGUGCCGCCCACAGAGCUUCACAGUCGCAGGAAAGAAGUACACCCUGUGGGAUGAUUUGCUUGUUGAAGGAAGACGCUGCAAUCAGCAGGAAAUGACCUUGGCAGAUCUCAUCCAGCAUGUGAAGAAAACAAAUGACCUGACCAUCUGCAGCCUGUUUUAUGGAACUGCUAUCCUAUACAACGGACACGAAGACAGGCUGAAAAUGAGUGUGUCCGAUUUGGUGAAAAUGGUGACAAAGACAGAAAUCCCUCCUCAUAAGAAGAUGUUAGAGCUGAUCCCUUCGUUUGAUGAAGAUGAGGACUGUGAGACGGUACCUACCAUCAGGUACAUGCUCCUGUGAUGGGUUUCACAAACAAUAAGGUUUUCUGACUCCACGCCCCUGAAUAUUAUUUCUCUUAAUAAAUAAUAGUAAUGACGAAAACUAGUGUAAAGCCAUUUUAACCAAAGAUUGCUACGGGAAUUUAAACAUUUAAAGUGUUUCCUUGAAAUUAUACCAAAUGUACAGAUAUUUCUGAACAACAAUUUGCAUCAUUCCUCUGUUUUAUGGUUUGAUAAAAUCCAACUUUUUUGAUAUUGUUCUUGUCAGUUGCUGUUUUUGUGUUGAUUUUUUAACAGAGUACCUUGUCCUAGUUUAUAAUUUUGGAGAUUUUAAUCUGGUUUUAUUAAUGAUAGACCAAUGCACAGUUCCUGCCUCCAACCCUCAAAAUAAUAGUGGAAGCAGCGUAAGACUACUUGUUGAGUGUACAAGCUUUAUUACCAAGUCAGUGAAACAGAAGUCUUGUAUCAACACCAACUGCUACUGAAAUAUUGUUUUUAUUCAUUUGUUUAAUAGAACAGAGGAUUUAUAGCACAAGUUUUCUUUUACUUUUUUAAAAUUUUUGUUUGAUUUCUUUGUUGUCACAAUCUCAGCUGGCACACUUCAUAAAAAUGUGAUUGUUUUCCUCUCCAGGAUGUUAGCUGGAGGUUGCAAAUAGUUACUUUUUGUUUGAUCAGGGAUCAUAAUACUGGGAACAAAGUCAGCUGCUUCAAAUGGAGAUUAUAACCACAAUCAGUGUAAAUAUGAUUGAAAUCUGGGUGCUAGGAUAUGAGUGUUUUUAUUAUUUAUUUACAAUUAGUAAGUAAUGCAACAUCUCCUUUGUGUUCUGAAAAUCUGCCUUCACAACAGAUAUGAAAAACAGACUUUCCUGUAUAUUUUCCCACUGAGCUGUUGGAGUUUCUUCCUAAGUAGAUCUUUAGGUUCUUUGCUGUUAUAUUCAAAUCUGGUGAUUUCUGUGUAGUGGCAGAUGUUUUUUGGGGUAGAUGGAAACAUCUGGAUAGAAACUGGCAGAGGAGUAAGCUGACCCACUGCUGAGGACACUCUCCCCUCCCAGCCUCUUCCACAAGGCCUUCGUCUGUCCUCAGACGGCUCGUGUUUGUCCUGCCCUUAAGCUCAGCCUCACAUUGUUUCACUCCACACUCUCAAAUUAACAUCCAGACACUUUAAAAACAUGCACUGCUUUCUGCUUGGUUACAUUAUUAAGCUGGAGUGUGAAUUAUUGCUGUGGUAACUCAACCUACACGCUGAAAUAUCUAAACUGUGUAACAAAUCAGAUGUGAUUUGUCAUUAAGAGAUAAUAAAGGUCUC